Molecule: messenger RNA, 1112 nt
Organism: Serpula lacrymans var. lacrymans S7.9
Lineage: Eukaryota; Fungi; Basidiomycota; Agaricomycetes; Boletales; Serpulaceae
Exons: 5
Coding region: 44-886 (280 amino acids)
Cellular component (GO): membrane
Source: RefSeq, a predicted model, not a curated record
AAGAUAGUAAGUACCUUCCCACUUUCAAGUUGGCGCCAAUCUGAUGCCAGGCAGGAGCUUUAAAUCCUUGUUGGCGUGGUCUGGGCUGUCCGUUCCAUUUGAUCCAGCACAUACUCUCGUUUCGUCUCCCUUUUUCUCUCCUCGUGUUCUCGGUGUUAUUCGUCUGGUCAUUGCUCUCUAUACGCUUGCUACUGCUGUCACUGUGCUCGCCUACAACGCGGUACACUUCAAACCGAAUGCUGGAGGAUACUUCUCCUACUUUACCAAUCUGACAUAUAUUGGCAUCGUUUCCUACUUCUGGGCUGCAGCUGUUCAAACAAUAGCCUUUUCCCGGAACAAUAAUGAAAGCUACCCGCUGCAGAGGUGGCCUCGAGUGCUUCAAUUUUUGCACAUAUUGCUUUACUCCACUAUCACCACAUACCCUAUCAUUGUUACUGUCGUCUUCUGGUCCGUACUUCUUCCUCCGACAACAUUUAGCUCGACGUUUUCAGGCUGGUCUAAUGUAGCUCAACAUGCCAUGAACAGUGGUUUUGCACUCUUCGAAAUCCUGCUAACAUCUGCAGGUCCGAGUCCGUGGCUUCAUCUCAUUCCACUACUCUUCAUACUUGCCUGCUAUCUUGCCUUGGCCUACAUUACCUACGCUACUGAAGGGUUCUACACUUAUGCCUUUCUUGAUCCUUCAACGGAGCAUGGUCUUCUCGCGGCCUACAUCGUUGGUAUCGCUUUGGGUGAAUGUGUCAUAUUUGUGAUUGUACAAGGAGCCUGCAGAUUACGCAACCGACUAGGUGUACUCUGCCACGCAUCCACUAACCCCAGCGAACCAGAAGCGCUGGAUGAGCGAGAAAAAAUAGGUCAAAGCAAAGAGCUGUCCUCUUCGGACGUCUGAAUCUCUCUUUCUGUUGUGGACACUGGUCUUACCUCUCAAAUCGUAGAGAUCUUAUACAUCGAUGACUAUCGGUUUCUAUGUUCACGUAAAUGCCUGCUCGUCGUGUCAUUUUUCUUUGUUCUGAACAUAAAAGCAUAAAAGCGAGAUAUUAGGGUUCAAUGUAAGCUGACACAGUUUACGAACAUCGCUUUGUAUUGAGAACCAAUGAGAUUUCGUUCGGUUGGUU